Colletotrichum spaethianum is the source of this 864-nucleotide messenger RNA. RefSeq lists its product as uncharacterized. Bases 1 to 864 code for a protein of 287 amino acids. NCBI's taxonomy places the organism in Eukaryota, Fungi, Ascomycota, Sordariomycetes, Glomerellales, Glomerellaceae. The transcript has 2 exons. The record is from RefSeq and is a predicted model, not a curated record.
AUGUAUCCUCCAUGCCGUGAGCAGAAGGAUAAAGCUGCUGAUACAUCGCGGCUCUACUGUGCGAGCCACCUCGCGAAUCCGUCUGCAGCUCGCUAUUGCAUCACCCACAAGUGCGCCGGAGCCGACUGCAACCACCCCUCGAAGCCCGCGAGCCGCUUCUGCGGGUUGCACGCCUGCCUGCACACAUCCUGCCCUUCUCCCCGCGCCGCAGACCCCUUGAUCGUCCCUGCAAGCCAGUUAUGCGCCGCGCACGAGUGCCGAGCUGCGGGAUGUCACGGCGCGGCGCGGCCAGAUGGAAGCUACUGCGAGGACGCCCACGCCUGCGCCGUUCCGGGAUGCCCCGCCCCCCGCGGCUUUGGUCCAAGCGAUGGCGCCACCGGAGCAGCAUCAGUGUGUUGCGCUUCGCACACGGCCAUGAUUGCGCGGGAUAGCGCAGCCGCGUGGGGUUUCUACGCUUCGAGCGAGGGACGGUCUGUGCCGCAGCCGCCGCCGCCGCCUGUUGUGCAGAUGCAACCGCAGGCCCAACCUCAGAGGUUUUCUUAUCUCAGCCAGACGGAGGAGGCGUUGGGUCAGCGACUCAGGGAAGAAAGGGAGAGACAGGAUCAGGAGGCGAGGCUGGAUCAGGAGCUGAGGGCAUGGCGCACCAGCGCUGCUGCGGCUCGAGGUGCUGGUGUGAGGGACAGCAGGGUGAGCGGAAUCAGUGGCACCAGCGGCCUCGGAGGCGUCGGCGAAGUGGGAGCCACCAUCGGACUCGAGACGAGGUGCAAAGGGGCCCGAAGGGAACGGGCGGGAAGUCAUGACAGCGGAUUUAUUGGUAGUCCAACCGUGUCGGACUCGACCAGCUCCAAUACUUUUGUGAGUUGA